This is a messenger RNA of Vigna umbellata (rice bean), 1411 nucleotides long. RefSeq lists its product as uncharacterized. The record is from RefSeq and is a predicted model, not a curated record. Lineage: Eukaryota; Viridiplantae; Streptophyta; Magnoliopsida; Fabales; Fabaceae. Gene Ontology annotation, biological process: mitochondrion organization. Gene Ontology annotation, cellular component: mitochondrion; membrane.
UGAGAUCUGACCGCACUAAAAAAUAGAAAGAAGAGGUUUUACUAGGGUUUUAUUACAAGCAAAGAGAAGGAAUUAACAAGAGGAAGAAAAUUGAGGCUCAAAAGAACUGAACUCCGGAGUACGAAAAUGGCGACCAUUUGGAAAACUAACUCCGCGAGAAACGCAGUGCGUUGUUUGAGCCAAUCGCUGGCUUCAACUAGCCGCACUCCUUCGAUUCCCCCUCGUUUUUCCUCCGUUCGAUACCUCCGCACUGGUCGCGAUCCUAGUUCCAGGACCUAUGAUAUUAUUCCGCCUGUGAAUUGGGGGAUUCGGAUUGUGCCGGAGAAGAAGGCGUUUGUGAUUGAGCGAUUCGGGAAGUACGUUAAGACUCUUCCCUCUGGAAUCCAUUUUUUGAUUCCUUUCGUGGAUCGUAUCGCUUAUGUGCAUUCGCUCAAGGAGGAGGCUAUUAACAUUCCUGACCAGAGUGCAAUUACCAAGGACAAUGUCACCAUCCUCAUCGAUGGCGUGCUUUACGUCAAGAUUGUGGAUCCUAAGCUCGCGUCUUAUGGAGUGGAGAAUCCCAUUUAUGCUGUCAUUCAGCUGGCACAAACGACAAUGCGUAGUGAGCUUGGUAAGAUUACUCUUGACAAGACCUUUGAAGAAAGAGACACACUCAAUGAAAAGAUUGUGGAGGCCAUUAAUGUGGCUGCAAAAAGUUGGGGUCUGGAGUGCCUUCGAUAUGAAAUAAGGGAUAUCUCUCCUCCACGUGGAGUGAGAGCAGCUAUGGAGAUGCAAGCAGAAGCAGAAAGAAAAAAGAGAGCUCAAAUUCUUGAGUCUGAAGGAGAAAGACAGGCUCACAUAAACAUUGCUGAUGGAAAGAAGAGUUCAGUGAUCUUAGCAUCAGAAGCUGCAAGGAUGGAUCAAGUUAACAGAGCUCAAGGUGAGGCUGAAGCUAUCCUAUCUAAAGCAAAAGCAACUGCGGAGGGAUUAGCUCGUGUCUCAACUGCUCUAAAAGAAAAUGGAGGACCUGAGGCAGCAAGUUUAAGGAUUGCAGAGCAAUAUAUUCAAGCUUUCAGUAACAUAGCCAAGGAGGGCACAACAAUGUUGCUUCCUAGCUCUGCAUCCAAUCCUGCUAACAUGAUGGCCCAAGCACUUACUAUAUAUAAAAGUCUGCUUCCAAUAUCAGGAAAAUUAGAAGUAAAUGAUCCCUCGGUGAAGAUUAAAGACAAGAGCUCACCGAAAAAGGAAUAGUUUUUGAUUUGUGAAAGUUAUCAUUUUCAAGAAUUCCGUAUGGAUGUUACAGUAAAUUGAAUUCGGACUUUGGAGAGAAAAAGCAGAAGAGAUUGAGUGAAUUUUCUUUAAUUCACUUUUGUGUUUCUUUCUUGACAAAAUAAUGAAAAAGAAAAAAAAAAAAAGAUAUUUUAUCGUCUCA